AUGGCGCCGUCAUCGCCGCGCGUGCUGCUCGCGCUGGUGUUGCUGGCCGCCGCCACCCUGCCAGCUCUGGGGCUGGAAGCAGCAGCCUGGGAGCUGCGGCUACCCGGUGGUGCCCGUGCCUUUGCCCUCGGACCGGGCGGGAUCUACAGGUUGGACACCACGCGCACACCUCGGGAGCUGCUGGACGUGAGCCGCGAGGGGCCAGCGGCGGGUCAGCGGCUUGGGCUAGGUGCGGGGACUCGGGGCUGUGCGCGCUUGACCAGGAGGUUGCUGCCACUGCAGGUCCGGCUGGUCGCUCGCGGCUCCCCGACAGCUCCGAGCCUAGUUCUAAGGGCGCGCGCCUACGGCUCCCGCUGUGGGAUCCGGCUGUUGCGCCGCUCGGCCGGCGGUGCGGAGGUGCGCUCUCGGGCGGUCCGUUCUGUGCCUGGGCUUAGAGAAGCGCUCUGCUUUCCGGCCCCAGGCGGCGGCGCAGCCUCGCUGUCUUCGGUGCUCGAGGCCAUCACUACCUUCCCCGCCUGCAGCUGCCCGCCGGUGGCCGGGACCCGCUGCAGGCGCGGACCCAUUUGCUUGCCAGGGCCAGGAAGCUUAGUCGGGCUGCGCCUGGUGUGCGCCCUGGGACGCGCGGCCGGCGCCGUUUGGGUAGAGCUGGUAAUAGAGGCGACCUCCAGGACGCCCUCAGAGUCGCCCUCGGUGUCACCAACGUCGCCUAGCCUGCCUCAGCUUCGGGCGGGGGCUGUGCGACGGUCUAGGCGAGGUGCGGGUAGCAGCAAUACGAGCCCGCAAUUCCCGCUGCCCAGCUACCAGGUGUCAGUACCUGAGAACGAGCCUGCGGGCACUGCAGUCAUCGAACUGCGCGCGCACGAUCCAGACGAAGGAGAAGCCGGACGCCUUAGUUACCAGAUGGAGGCGCUGUUCGAUGAGCGCUCCAAUGGCUACUUCCUCAUCGACGCGGCCACGGGUGCAGUGACCACAGCCCGCGCCCUGGACCGUGAGACCAAGGACACUCAUGUACUCAAAGUUAGUGCCGUGGACCACGGCUCCCCGAGGCGCUCAGCUGCCACCUACCUCACAGUAACUGUCAGUGACACUAACGACCACAGCCCGGUCUUUGAGCAGUCCGAGUAUCGAGAGCGAAUUCGAGAGAACCUCGAGGUGGGCUAUGAGGUGCUGACCAUCCGUGCCACCGAUGGGGAUGCACCAUCCAACGCCAAUAUGCGCUACCGUCUGCUGGAGGGCGCAGGUGGCGUCUUUGAGAUAGAUGCGCGAUCGGGCGUCGUGCGCACACGGGCUGUGGUGGACCGUGAGGAGGCGGCUGAGUACCAGCUGCUGGUGGAGGCCAAUGACCAGGGUCGCAAUCCAGGCCCACUCAGUGCCUCAGCCACCGUCCACAUAGUGGUAGAGGAUGAGAAUGACAACUAUCCCCAGUUCAGUGAAAAACGCUAUGUGGUUCAAGUCCCGGAAGAUGUAGCUGUCAACACGGCUGUGCUUCGAGUCCAGGCCACCGACCGGGACCAGGGCCAGAAUGCAGCCAUACACUAUAGCAUCGUUAGUGGCAACCUGAAAGGCCAGUUCUACCUGCAUUCGCUUAGCGGGAGCCUGGAUGUCAUCAACCCCUUGGACUUCGAAGCUAUCCGGGAGUACACCCUGCGCAUCAAGGCACAGGAUGGGGGCCGGCCUCCUCUCAUUAAUUCCUCAGGGCUGGUCUCUGUGCAGGUGUUGGAUGUAAAUGACAAUUCGCCCAUCUUUGUGAGUAGCCCUUUCCAGGCUGCGGUGCUGGAGAACGUGCCCCUGGGCCACUCGGUGCUGCACAUUCAGGCAGUAGAUGCGGAUGCAGGGGAGAACGCCAGGCUGCAGUACCGUCUGGUGGACACAGCCUCUGCUAUCUUGGGGGGCGGAAGUGUCGACCCUGAGAACCCUGCCUCCUCUGGCCCAGACUUCCCCUUCCAGAUCCAUAACAGCUCCGGUUGGAUCACUGUGUGUGCUGAGCUGGACCGUGAGGAAAUAGAACACUACAGCUUUGGAGUGGAGGCCGUGGACCAUGGCUCGCCGCCCAUGAGCUCCUCGGCCAGUGUGUCCAUCACGGUGCUGGACGUGAACGAUAACGACCCGAUGUUCACGCAGCCUGUGUACGAGCUGCGCCUGAAUGAGGACGCAGCUGUGGGGAGCAGCGUGCUGACCCUCAGAGCCCGCGACCGCGAUGCCAACAGUGUGAUCACCUACCAGCUGACGGGCGGCAACACCCGAAACCGCUUUGCGCUCAGCAGCCAGAGCGGCGGUGGCCUCAUCACCUUGGCACUGCCCCUGGACUACAAGCAGGAACGGCAGUAUGUGCUGGCCGUGACUGCGUCCGACGGCACACGUUCACACACUGCACAGGUCUUUAUCAAUGUUACCGAUGCCAAUACCCACAGGCCGGUCUUCCAGAGCUCCCACUACACGGUCAGUGUUAGCGAAGACCGGCCCGUGGGCACCUCCAUUGCCACCAUCAGUGCCACGGAUGAGGAUACGGGUGAGAAUGCCCGCAUCACCUAUGUGCUAGAGGAUCCGGUACCACAGUUCCGCAUUGACCCGGACACAGGCACCAUCUAUACAAUGACGGAGCUCGACUACGAGGACCAGGCUGCCUACACGCUGGCCAUCACGGCUCAGGACAACGGGAUUCCUCAGAAGUCAGACACCACUUCUCUGGAGAUCCUUAUCCUUGAUGCCAAUGACAAUGUGCCCAGGUUCCUGCGAGAUUUCUACCAGGGUUCUGUUUUCGAGGAUGCCCCCCCAUCUACUAGUGUCCUCCAGGUCUCUGCGACGGACCGGGACUCAGGUCCUAACGGCCGCCUCCAGUACACGUUCCAGGGCGGGGACGACGGUGAUGGAGAUUUCUACAUUGAGCCCACGUCUGGUGUGAUCCGCACCCAGCGCCGGCUGGACAGAGAGAAUGUGGCCGUGUACAACCUGUGGGCUCUGGCAAUAGAUCGGGGCAACCCAAAUCCCCUGAGUGCCUCAGUGGAGAUUCAGGUGACUGUCUUGGACAUUAACGACAACCCCCCAGUGUUUGAGAGGGACGAGCUGGAGCUGUUUGUGGAGGAGAACAGCCCCGUGGGGUCCGUGGUGGCAAGAAUAAGGGCCAAUGACCCAGACGAAGGUCCGAAUGCCCAGAUCAUGUAUCAGAUCGUGGAGGGCAAUGUGCCCGAGGUCUUCCAGCUAGAUCUAUUGAGUGGGGACCUCCGUGCCCUGGUGGAGCUGGAUUUUGAAGUCCGGAGGGACUAUAUGUUGGUGGUGCAGGCCACAUCCGCUCCUCUGGUAAGCCGGGCCACUGUGCACAUCCGUCUCCUGGACCAGAAUGACAAUCCACCGGAGCUGCCCGACUUCCAGAUCCUCUUCAACAACUAUGUCACCAAUAAAUCCAACAGCUUCCCCAGUGGGGUGAUUGGCCGCAUCCCGGCCCAUGACCCUGACCUAUCUGACAGCCUCAACUACACCUUUCUGCAGGGCAACGAGCUGAGCCUGUUGCUGCUGGAUCCCGCCACAGGAGAGCUGCAGCUCAGUCGGGACCUGGACAACAACCGGCCGCUGGAGGCGCUCAUGGAGGUGUCUGUGUCAGACGGCAUCCACAGCGUGACGGCUCUCUGCACUCUGCGCGUAACCAUCAUUACAGACGACAUGCUGACCAACAGCAUCACCGUCCGCCUGGAGAACAUGUCGCAGGAGAAGUUCCUGUCCCCCCUGCUAUCCCUCUUUGUAGAAGGGGUGGCCACGGUCCUGUCCACCACCAAGGAUGACAUCUUCGUCUUCAACAUUCAGAAUGACACGGACGUCCGCUCCAACAUCCUGAAUGUCACCUUCUCGGCACUGCUCCCCGGCGGUGCUCGAGGCCGCUUCUUCCCUUCAGAGGACCUGCAGGAGCAGAUCUACCUGAACCGGACACUGCUGACCACCAUCUCCGCCCAGCGCGUGCUGCCCUUCGAUGACAACAUCUGCCUGAGGGAGCCUUGUGAGAACUACAUGAAAUGCGUGUCCGUGCUCAGGUUUGACAGUUCGGCACCCUUUAUCAGCUCCACCACGGUGCUCUUCCGGCCCAUCCAUCCCAUCACUGGCCUGCGCUGCCGCUGCCCACCAGGCUUCACUGGGGACUACUGCGAGACUGAAAUUGACCUUUGCUACUCGAGCCCAUGUGGCGCCAAUGGCCGGUGCCGGAGCCGUGAGGGUGGCUACACUUGUGAGUGCUUCGAGGACUUCACUGGGGAGCAUUGCCAGGUGAACGUGCGCUCGGGCCGCUGUGCCAGCGGAGUGUGCAAAAAUGGGGGCACCUGUGUGAACCUGCUCAUUGGAGGCUUCCACUGUGUGUGCCCGCCCGGCGAGUAUGAGCACCCCUACUGUGAAGUCAGCACCAGGAGCUUCCCACCACAGUCCUUCGUCACCUUCCGAGGCCUGCGGCAGCGCUUUCACUUCACGGUCUCCCUGGAGUUUGCCACCCAAGAGAGGAACGCCCUGCUGCUCUACAACGGCCGCUUCAACGAGAAGCAUGACUUCAUCGCGCUGGAGAUUGUGGAUGAGCAGCUGCAGCUCACGUUCUCCGCAGUGGUGGCCCUGCUGAGGAAAAAGGACACACAGCCAAUCUCUCUGAGCAGUGUAUCUCAGAGAGCCCCCCCUAACCUGUCUCUCUGUGGAUCUCCCUCUCGCUGUGCAGGUGAAACCACAACAACGGUGACACCACAAGUUCCUGGAGGUGUGAGUGACGGGCAGUGGCAUUCGGUGCUGGUGCAGUACUACAACAAGCCCAACAUCGGGCACCUGGGCCUGCCCCAUGGGCCAUCUGGAGAGAAGGUGGCUGUGGUGACUGUUGAUGACUGUGACGCAGCUGUGGCCGUGCACUUUGGAAGUUACGUCGGGAACUACAGCUGUGCUGCCCAGGGCACUCAGAGCGGCUCUAAGAAGUCACUGGAUCUGACUGGCCCUCUGCUCCUGGGUGGUGUCCCCAACCUGCCAGAAGACUUCCCCGUGCAUAGCCGGCAGUUUGUGGGGUGUAUGCGAAACCUGUCUGUGGACGGCAGGAUCGUGGACAUGGCUGCAUUCAUCGCCAACAAUGGCACCAGGGCAGGCUGUGCUUCUCAAAGGAACUUCUGCGAUGGGACCUCGUGUCAGAAUGGGGGCACGUGCGUGAACAGGUGGAACACGUACCUCUGUGAGUGUCCACUCCACUUCGGUGGGAAGAACUGUGAACAGGCUAUGCCACACCCACAGCGCUUCAGUGGCGAGAGCAUUGUGUCAUGGAGUGAGCUCGACAUCACCAUCUCUGUGCCUUGGUACCUGGGCCUCAUGUUCCGGACCCGGAAGGAGGAUGGCGUGCUGAUGGAGGCCACAGCUGGCAUGUCUUCCAGGCUCCACCUCCAGAUCCUCAACAGCUACGUCCAAUUUGAGGUCUCCCACGGCCCCUCCGAUGUGGCAUCCAUGCAGCUGUCCAAGUCCCGUGUAACCGAUGGAGAGUGGCAUCACCUGCUAAUAGAACUGAGGAGCGCUAAGGAAGGCAAGGACAUCAAAUACCUGGCUGUCAUGACCUUGGACUAUGGGAUGGACCAGAGCAUGGUGCAGAUUGGGAACCAGCUUCCCGGGUUGAAGAUGCGGACUAUGGUCAUCGGAGGUGUGUCUGAGGACAAGGUGUCUGUGCGCCACGGCUUCCGAGGCUGUAUGCAGGGCGUGAGGAUGGGGGAGACAGCUACCAACAUUGCCACCCUGAACAUGAAUGACGCCCUCAAGGUCAGGGUCAAGGACGGCUGUGACGUGGAGGACCCGUGUGCCUCAAGCCCCUGCCCACCGCACAGCCACUGCCGUGACACCUGGGAUAGCUACUCCUGCAUCUGUGACAGAGGGUACUUUGGAAAAAAGUGUGUGGACGCGUGUCUCCUGAACCCCUGCAAACAUGUGGCAGCCUGUGUACGCUCCCCCAACACCCCUCGAGGCUACUCGUGUGAAUGCGGCCCUGGCCACUACGGGCAGUACUGCGAGAACAAAGUCGACCUUCCAUGCCCCAAAGGCUGGUGGGGGAACCCGGUGUGUGGCCCCUGUCACUGUGCCGUCAGUCAAGGCUUUGAUCCAGACUGCAACAAGACCAAUGGCCAAUGCCAGUGCAAGGAGAAUUACUACAAGCCCCCGGGCCAGGACGCCUGCCUGCCUUGUGACUGCUUCCCCCAUGGCUCCCACAGCCGUGCCUGCAACAUGGACACCGGCCAGUGUGCCUGCAAGCCUGGUGUCAUCGGCCGUCAAUGCAAUCGCUGCGAUAACCCUUUUGCUGAGGUCACCUCACUCGGCUGUGAAGUGAUCUACAAUGGGUGUCCCAGAGCGUUUGAGGCUGGCAUCUGGUGGCCACAGACAAAAUUCGGGCAGCCAGCAGCGGUGCCAUGCCCCAAAGGAUCAGUGGGUAACGCGGUCCGACACUGCAGCGGGGAGAAGGGCUGGCUUCCCCCGGAGCUCUUCAACUGCACCUCAGGCUCCUUUGUGGAUCUCAAGGCCAUGAAUGAGAGGCUGAGCCGCAAUGAGACAAGAAUGGAUGGGGACAGGUCCCUGCGGCUGGCAAAGGCACUGAGGAACGCCACCCAGCACAAUGGUACACUCUUUGGCAAUGACGUGCGCACUGCCUACCAGCUAUUGGCCCGUAUCCUGCAGCAUGAGAGCCACCAGCACGGCUUUGACUUGGCAGCCACUCGGGAGGCUAAUUUCCAUGAGGUAAGAGGAGGAUGACCCUGCCUAAACCUG
Molecule: messenger RNA, 6747 nt
Organism: Acomys russatus (golden spiny mouse)
Lineage: Eukaryota; Metazoa; Chordata; Mammalia; Rodentia; Muridae
Product: cadherin EGF LAG seven-pass G-type receptor 1
Exons: 18
Coding region: 1-6732 (2243 amino acids)
Biological process (GO): homophilic cell-cell adhesion
Cellular component (GO): plasma membrane
Molecular function (GO): G protein-coupled receptor activity; calcium ion binding
Source: RefSeq, a predicted model, not a curated record